AUGACCAUAUUCGAAUGGUAUGGGUUCGGAGCAGAUGUUACAGAACGGGACCCCAUAGGAAUCUUCUCUCUGAGGUUGGCUAGACCAUCGGCUAAGAACAAUAAAAAUCCAGACCCAGAGUCCGGGAAUGUAUGGGAACCAACGCUCUCUGCAAACAUAUCAGGCUCAGUGUUCUCCAAUCUCCAGAAUGACCCAACUAAGGUAACAGUUGUGGAGGUAAAAGAUUUAAAGCAAACUAUAGCUCCAGAGAUGGGGUACAAAAGUGCAAAUGCCUGGCUGGAAUGGAUUAAAUAUUCCAUCCACACUCUAAACAAAAGCGAUUGUUACACUUGUGCGCAUGGCAGGCCAGAGGCCCAGAUUGUCCCCUUUCCACUCGGAUGGUUCUCCAGCCAACCAAGCAUGAAUUGUAUGGUAGCUCUCUUCCAACACCCCACAGCCUAGGGUAAUGAAUUGUGCCGAGCUCUCUCUCUGCUAUUCCCCAAAGUCCGGCACUCUGCAGGUCAUUCCCCAAGGGCCAUCCAGCUUCCAUCUCCUGAAGCCAAUUUUAUCUCAUGUCUCUCACAACAAGGGGAAAACUUAGCAUUUCUUGGAGACCUAAAGGGAUGCAGUGAGCUUAAGCCAUUCUGAGAGCUAACCAAUCAGUCUGCCCUGACCCAUCCCCGAGUGGAUGUAUGGUGGUAUUGUGGCGGACCAUUAGUGGACACUCCAAGUAACUGGAGAGACACUUGCACUCUAAUCCAAUUGACCAUCCCUUUCACCCUGGCAUUUCAUCAACCAAAAAGGAUAAAGACAAAGCAUCGUAAAACAAGAGAGGCCCCUCCUGGGUCUUUUGACCCUCAUGUUUAUAUAGAUGCCAUUGGAAUCCCGAGAGGAGUGCCAGAUGAAUUUAAGGCCCCAAAUCAGAUAGGAGGGUUUGAGUCUGUACUAUUCUGGUGGUUAACUGUAAGUAAAAAUGUAGAUUGGAUAAAUUGCAUCUAUUACAAGCAGCAAUGAUUCAUUAACUAUACUAGAGAUGCUAUUAAAGGGAUAGCUAAACAAUUAGGACCCACCAGCCAAAUGACUUAGGAAAAUAGAAUAGUAGUAGACAUGAUACUAGCAGAGAAAAGUAGAGUCUAUCUCAAAAUUGGAACUCAAUGUUGUACUUUUAUACCUAAUAAUAAGAGGGCCAACUCUGGACACAAUAAUACUGCUCCUGAUGGAACCAUAACAGAAGGAUUACAAGGUCUUACUGCUUUAUCCAAUGAACUAGCUAAAAAUUCAGGAAUAAACCAUCCCUUCACUAAUUUAAUGGAAAAAUGGUUUGGCAAAUGGAAAGGAUUUAUGUCCUCAAUCCUUACUUCUUUUGCCAUUGCAAUAGGUGUGCUUAUUCUUGUAGAAUGUUGUAUCAUACCCUGUAUCCAGGGGUUAAUGCAAAGACUUAUAGAAAUGGCUCUCACAAAAACCUGCCCUAUCUCUCCUCCUCCACACUUAGACAAGCAUUUGUUCCUAGGAAUGCAGUUUAUUUUGAUUGGCAUCUUCUACCAGGCCUGA
Molecule: messenger RNA, 1530 nt
Organism: Pan troglodytes (chimpanzee)
Lineage: Eukaryota; Metazoa; Chordata; Mammalia; Primates; Hominidae
Source: RefSeq, a predicted model, not a curated record